CCGCUAGCUUUCAUUACUCCCUCCGUCUCCUCUCUGUCGACAGCAGAUCAGAUCCUCCUCCAGCCUCUUUAAGCUGCUCUCACCGCCUCACUAAACACAUUUAGGGGGUUCGGUCUCAAGCUGUCCGGCCUCACACACCCCUUCACCAUUUACCUGGUGUGUUUCGGAGGAUAUUUGUCUCUUUGGGAACAUUAACACAGACAGACGGAGGAUCUGUGUUUAAACGUUACUUCUUCUGGUGGGCGGAUAAAGCGGAGGAGGGCAUCCGGGCCUCGCUGCUCCGGAGACUCGGCUCGAAAACCACGGAUUUCAACAUUUUCAGGCUGCACACUGCCCCGCUAUGGAGAAGAUGAAGAGGAUUAAGAAGCGCCUGUCGUUAACGCUCCGCUCCAGUCAGACCAUCGACGAGUCUCUGUCCGAGCUGGCCGAGCAGAUGACCAUCGAGGACGGUGGCACCAAGGACAAUGAGCCCUUCAUGAGGAACGGCCGCCCCCCCACCUCCCACAGCAUGCACUCCUUCCUGCACCAGUACACCGGCCCCUUCAAGAAGCCUCCGCUCCGCCGGCCGCACAGCGUCAUCGGCGGCACCCUGGGGUCCUUCAUGGCAAUGCCACGCAACGGCAGUCGUCUUGAUAUUGUGCACGAGAACCUGAAGAUGGGCUCAGAUGGGGAGAGCGACCAGGCGUCGGGAACGUCUUCAGACGAGGUGCAAUCUCCAACCGGCGUCUGUCUGAGGAACCGCAUCCACCGGCGGAUCUCCAUGGAGGACCUCAACAAGCGCCUGUCGCUGCCCGCUGACAUCCGAAUUCCCGACGGUUACCUGGAGAAGAUGCAGCUCAGCAGCCCGACCUUCGACCAGCCGCUCAGCCGGCGCUCCCGCAGAGCCUCGCUGUCGGAGAUUGGUUUUGGCAAGUUGGAGACGUACAUUAAGCUGGACAAACUGGGAGAGGGAACCUACGCCACAGUAUUUAAAGGACGCAGUAAGCUGACGGACAACCUGGUGGCACUGAAGGAGAUCCGGCUGGAGCAUGAGGAAGGAGCGCCAUGCACCGCCAUCAGAGAAGUUUCGUUACUGAAGGACCUCAAACACGCCAACAUCGUGACGCUUCACGACAUCGUCCACACCGAGAAGAGCCUCACGCUCGUCUUCGAGUACCUGGAUAAGGACCUGAAGCAGUACAUGGAUGACUGUGGAAACAUAAUGAGCAUGCACAAUGUGAAGGUCUUCCUGUUCCAGAUUUUGCGAGGGCUGUCGUAUUGUCACAAGAGGAAAGUUCUCCACAGGGACCUGAAGCCCCAGAACCUCCUUAUAAAUGAGAAAGGAGAACUCAAACUGGCUGAUUUCGGUCUGGCGAGGGCCAAAUCUGUCCCGACUAAAACCUACUCAAACGAGGUGGUGACUCUUUGGUACCGGCCUCCUGAUGUUCUACUGGGAUCCUCUGAGUAUUCGACACAGAUUGACAUGUGGGGUGUUGGUUGUAUAUUCUACGAGAUGGCUGCAGGUCGGCCGCUGUUCCCCGGCUCCACCGUGGAGGACGAGCUCCACCUCAUCUUCAGGUUACUGGGUACUCCCACAGAAGAUAACUGGCCGGGAAUCACCUCCAUCGAAGAGUUUAAAUCCUACAACUUCCCCAAAUACAAACCACAGCCGCUGAUCAACCACGCUCCCAGGCUGGACGGCGAAGGCAUCGAGCUGCUGCUGGCUUUCCUCAGAUACGAAUCUAAGAAGAGGAUUUCAGCUGAAGAGGCGAUGAAGCAUUCCCACUUCAGGCAGCUCGGCAUGAGAGUUCACGCCCUGCCUGAGAUUGUAUCAAUAUUCACAUUAAAAGAAGUGCAGCUGCAGAGGGACCCUGGCUACAGGAACUCCUCGUACCCAGAGUCAGGUAACGGCAAGAUCAACAGGAGGCAGAGCAUGCUCUUCUAAUAUCUGAUGAAGAGGAUGGUCGACCCGCCCAGCUCCAUCAUCACUUCCCACCAACCUCUCGCAUGAGCCCACCUCCCCCUCGGAGUGACGCCCCCCCCCCCCCCCCCCCCCCCCCCCCUCGUACCUGCACACGCACACACAAACACGCACACGCACCCCUCUGAGCGAGUGACUCUGGGUUGAAUCUAUUUGGAGACUGUGUUUAUUUAUUGGGGCGGGGGGGGUUGAGGUUGAAUUUUUUGCUGCUAAACUACUACUGUCUGUAUUUAACACACCGUGUGUGCGCGUGUGCAUGUGUGUGUGUGUGUGUGUGUGUGUGUACAUGUGUACAUGAUGUGAACUCGAGACGCCAUGCACAGUCGAGCAGUCAGAACGGUUACUAUUGUUUUUUUUGUUCUUCUGACUACGAUUCUCCGGCUUCGUUUGAGUUAGAAUUCCACUGAUGUUGAUGUCGACGCUGUGAUCCAAGUUGUUGUUCUUGUUGUCGUGCUCGCAGAACGAACGAUUUCAGUUCCUUCAGAAUAUUUUUUUCUUUUUUUUAUAAAUAUGUAUAUCUAUAUAUAUAUAUAUAUAUUUGGAGUUUAUGUUUUUGUUUUUCAUCGAGCUUCCGUGACUGAACUCUACGACAUUUCCAGGUUUAGAAAGACUGGGACGCUAGGGGGGCAAAAAAAAAAACGGUUCCUCUGGAUUCCUCGUCGUCAUUUUUCCAAAACAUUUCAGUCGACUCUUCUUGUAGAGGCCCUGCUGCCCUCGGGGGGGUUACACUGAGGGUCAAAAAAGCAGGACUGUGAGCGGUAACCGUUUUAAGCUGAGGGUUAAAGAAGCACACAUAGAGUCCAAUCAAACUGGGAGAACAUGAACUUUCUUUUGUUCCUUUCGACCACUCUGGCUCGGCAAUGGGACCAAAACUGAGGAGUGUGUGGGGGGUGGCGGGAGGCUAACAGUCGGGAAGACGAGCAAAAAAGCACGGAUGUAAGAGGAGGAAUACUGGAGCUGAACAGGAAGUCAUGUGACGUCCCACAGGAAGCCAGCAAGCCCUCCCUUAAAAACCCCUUCACAAAACUGCCAGGACUUCAGUGCUUUUUAAAAAAAAAAAAAAAAAUGCAAGCUACACUUUUCCUCGCUCUGUGCGUUGAGAUGUCACUGCAGUAAGUCUUUGUUUUUAACUUUGCACUCCAGUGUGUUUUUGUUUUUGGAAUCAGGGACCGGUGCCUCGACACGGCCGAGUUUACCCAACAGUAUUAAGAUGUGUUCUCUGUGUCUGUGACCUUUGACUUCUCCUUGUGAAACAACAGCGUCAUUGUGGCAUGUUUUUCAGAGGGGUGGGGGGGGCUGUCGGGGUGGGAUAGCGGGGAUCGGGGUGGGGGGGUCUUCACAAGCAAAAUGGUUGUUUUCCACUUGGCGUCGGACCACUGCUCUCUCUCCAGCAUUUGUACACAAGAGAAAGAAAAAAAGAAAAAGAUUUCAAAUUGAAAUUUUAGAUUUAACAGCCCGCUGUGUUGUUUGCAACUGACAGUGAUGCUACAGAUGAAGCCGGUUGAGAAGUCUCACUUUUAAAUGCAUGUUUUUACUGAAGCAAAUCUCCCGAAAAUCACUUUAACACUUUGUGUCUGCUGGCGUUGCUUUGCAUUCCUGGUUCAAUUUAGUUGCAGUUUAAUAAUUUGUAGUUUUAUAGAUGGUGACAUAGUAUAUUCUUAGAGUCUUGUAGAGACUGUGAGGUUGCUACGCUGUCCGUGAAAUAGUCCUGGGCUGAACAACGUCAUUUUUACACUUUGUUUUUUCAUUAAAUUCAGCAAACGAGAUGUUGAAUAGUGAGUUUUAAAGGUGCUAGUCGGCAGAUUUUGUCACUUUAAGACUGGCUAGCUAUUUCCCCCUUUAUACGCUAAGCUAAGCUUACCAGCUACCGCCUACGUGUUUAUUGCACAGACACGAGAGUGGUAUUGAUCUUCUCAUCUGACUUUCGGCAAGAAAACGAAUCGGCCUAUUUCCCAAAAUGUCCUACUAUUUCUUUACAAGGUUUUGCGGUAGCAAGAGCAAUUUUGCUCCAAAAUUCAACAGUCACACAGAGAGAAAUUCAUCACGGACCAGGAAUGCAUCAAACGUCGCAGGUUUAACAUGUGAAGAGUGUGAGAGAAGAUCUGAGGGAGAUUUCCACUUUGUCACUGCAGCUCUUUUUGUUCAACAUCUACAUGAAAAUUUCACAUUUAUUGUCUGCUGAGAUUUAAAGGAUUUGAGCAACACUAGAGUUACCGAUUGGGUAGAACACGCUAGAAACGUGCUGGAAGCACUACUAAUGCUUGUUAAACUCAUUAAUAGCUGAGAGCAUUAAUGUAAUAAACAUUAACUUUAACACAGUUUGCAGCUAAUAGUUUAAUAAUCCUGUAAACAAACUCAUCAUUUCAGAAGUUUUUUCCUUUUCAACGUGGAUUAAAUUAUAAAUUAUGAGCUCAUAAUUUGAUUAACAACAGAACAAAUGGAAGAUUCUGUUAACGGUUUACAUUUCAAAUAAUGUAACAACAGGAAAAAAGUCAUUAUAUUAAUGGUAGACAUCCUGUAUUACACUGACCCAUCGCCUCAUGAUGUCUCCCUCGGUAGCUUUUAAAUGAGGAAACCCUUUUUCUUCCCCUCAUACUGACAUUUUAUCACACGUGUCCAUGUAAUCACACAUAAGACUGCUGGAUUAUUCCACCGUUUACUGCAAACUGUGUCGCUAACAGCAGUUUUUUUUUACAUGAACAGCAGUGACAUGCACGAAAGGAGAUUUCUACAACGGCUAAAUAUUUAUCAUUGUAAAACUGUAAAACUUUUUCAAAUGUAUGAAUGACCUGAUUUUAUGUGAACAUGUCUGAACGCGCGCGUGUGUGUGUAUGUAUGUAUGUGUGUGCCUGAUGCAUGGAAGGCCUGCUGUGUUGUGAAUUCGACCUCUCUGAAACACUGAGCCUCCGGUGAACAGUUGGUGUGUGACUCUUUUUACUGGAACUAUUUAUUUCUCAUAACCAUCGAAAAAAGUAAAUUUAAUCUGUUUCAUAAACAGUCUGUGCAGCAGUCGUUCUUUUGAGUGUGUUACCAACUAUAAAAAGAAAAAUUCUGAAAAGUAAUUCAUUUUAUUCCAAAAAAAACCAACAUUUCUCUCAACAAAACAAGCAAAAUCACUGAGAAUACAUUUCCAUUAAUUUCUCUAUAAAAAAUAACCAGGAGCCAUUUUACAAAAUAAAAGCUUUUGUGCAAUUUUGACCUGGAAUGUCUAUUAAAAACCUGGUUUUAAAGCUUAAUACAUUUACAUACACAACUCUUAACAAUAUUGAAGGCACAGCUGGUACAAGGCUGAAAAGUACAGUGCAUUUAAAAAAAA
Sebastes umbrosus (honeycomb rockfish) is the source of this 5276-nucleotide messenger RNA. RefSeq names its product cyclin-dependent kinase 17 (gene cdk17). The record is from RefSeq and is a predicted model, not a curated record. The coding region runs from base 341 to 1924 and encodes 527 amino acids. NCBI's taxonomy places the organism in Eukaryota, Metazoa, Chordata, Actinopteri, Perciformes, Sebastidae. Gene Ontology annotation, biological process: protein phosphorylation. Gene Ontology annotation, molecular function: ATP binding; protein kinase activity. The transcript is spliced from 17 exons. Gene Ontology annotation, cellular component: nucleus; cytoplasm.